CAUAGCAAACUCUACGUAAGUGGCGGCGCCUCUGUAGCAGAGAUUUGUUAAUAGCACUUUUUGUGUAUAUCAUUUUGGAUGUUUAUUUAAUAUAUUUAAUGGAUUUCUGUGCAUUUUUUACGAACGGAUGAUACAAACACAAAAGAAGUAAUUUCGAAAGACACGUCCGGCUCCAUGGAGGCACGCAAGUCGUUCGUAUGAAGUUGCUGGUCUCAACACAAUAUCAAGUAAACCAUGAUGGAUGUUCUAAAGAGGAAUUUAAUUUUUAUUUCCGAUUUCUGCCUUUAUAUCGAUUGACCUUUUCAACCGUCGGGAUUGGAGUAUAAUGUAAAAUUGCGAUAGGAUUAUUGUCGGACGGUCUUCUUUGUUAUUAUACAACAUGGACCCCGUCCUUCAACAUUUGGGAGAUGUAACGAUACAACGUCUUGAAAAACCGAAAGCCAAGCAGGACUUACCCGUAACGGAAUCAGAAGCGCAAGAGCCGCUGGAGGAGGAUGUGCCUGGUGAAGCGAAUGAAGGCUUAAAGCGAAAUUUGGAAGAUCCCGCGGAGGUUGUACCAAAAAAACUUAGGAUAGGUUCUAGUGAAAUAUCAAUAACGGAAAAGUCGAGGGCUACGCCCUCCCUCCCACACCCAUCUCAACUGCCAAGCGACGAAGAACUAUCGGAUUAUGAGUCCGAGUCGGAUUUCGAUUACGAAGGGGAGGACAGUGAGACGGCUAGUAUAAAGAAAGAGCUUCCGAGCAUUCUAAAAGAAUCUCCGAUAGAAACGGACUCUUCAUCUUUUCUAGAUCUUGUAGACAAUAGCUUUCUUGAUAAUAAAGCUCCACCGAUUACCAUUAAGACUGAAAGCGACAGCGGCGACGCCGACGAUUACGAGUACGACAUCAAGGAGAAACUGAAGGAGAUGGGCGAGAUCAGCUUCGAGACGGUUAAAAAGGGCGAGAAACCGAAGAAGGUCGAAACGGUCAACGAGAACGAGGUGACCGUUACUCCGGCGAAAAAGUCGACCGACGAAGAGGGACUCGAUAGAAAAGGUCCGCUGUCUAGCAGUAUGUUGCGGCGUAAUAUUCGCGAGGUGAUGGACGAGGCCAAAUUGGACGAGUCGACUUUGGCCGCCCAACGACAGGAGAUGGAGAGGUUGCAGAGGGUCCAGGAGCAGCAGAGGAUAAUACGCGAGGUGCAACGACAGGUGGCGCAGGAGAAAAUGCAGAAUAAAGUGCUUUCGCUUUUGCAAGGAGGGAAUCUUUCUAAACCAGGGACUUCCGGUGCAAGGAUUGGAAAUACAGUAUUAGUUAAGUUACCUAACGGCGAAACAAAACCUAUGACGAAAAUAGGAAAACGCCCAUUCGAAUUAUUAAAAGUACAAAAAAGCCCCUCGUGUCCCUUACGACCCCCCAAAAGUCUACUAUCGCCAGUGAGGCCUUCCGCUCAAGGUCCGAUGAUGCAGCCCGCUCAAGGUCAAUUAACGCCAUCCGUUAGCAUAGCACCCGUAAUGAAAAGGCCGAUGCAACUAUCUCGACCACCCAGUGACAGCGACAGCGAAAGCGAAGAAUUUAAAUACCAAAAAAUGCUGUCGAAGGCUAGAGUUAAGGAGGCGCCGAACGUCGCCGCCACCAUUGACCUAUCGUCCGACGACGACUGUGUUGUCGUCUCCGAAACGGAAGGUGACACCGGUGGUGAUGAAAUGGUGGAAGACCCCGCCAAUUCGGGCAUGCAUACGAACGACGAGUUUAAUCAACCCGAUGAGCAGGGCCGGGUGGUUAUCAAUAUCGGUCAUCCGGAUGGCGAACCCGACAUAUACGUCGCCCCGCAAAUAGCGCGCAUUAUAAAACCUCACCAAAUUGGCGGUGUUCGGUUUUUGUACGACAACGUGGUGGAGAGUGUGAACCGUUUUCAAAAUUCCACCGGCUUCGGUUGCAUAUUGGCCCACUCCAUGGGUUUGGGUAAAACUCUGCAGGUUGUAUGUUUUAGCGACAUAUUUUUACGUCAUACCCCCGCGAAGACGAUUUUGUGCAUUAUGCCCAUAAACACCUUACAAAAUUGGCUGGCAGAAUUCAACAUGUGGCUGCCUACGGAAGAAGACGCGAACAGGAGUCCACUGCACAGUUACGGUGAGGUUAGGUCGAGGAAUUUCAACUUGCAUGUGCUUAAUGAUAGUCAUAAAACUCUGGUGGCACGUUCCAAGGUCAUACAGGCGUGGAGAAAUGACGGUGGGGUUCUACUCAUCGGGUACGAGCAGUACCGCCUACUGUCAUUGAGGAAGCAACCGAAAUCUCGACGGAAAGCCAGCUUAAUUGAACCGGAAGAUGAGGAUAAAAAUAAACUUAUUUUUGACGAUAUCCAUAGCGCCUUGGUUAUGCCCGGUCCGGAUCUGGUGAUUUGCGAUGAAGGGCAUCGCAUUAAAAAUUCCCACGCGUCCAUUUCUCAAGCUUUAAAACAAAUGCGUACUAAACGGCGCGUUGUACUAACCGGAUACCCGCUCCAGAACAACCUGAUGGAGUAUUGGUGCAUGGUUGAUUUCGUCAGACCGAAUUAUUUGGGUAGUAAAACGGAGUUCUGCAACAUGUUCGAGCGCCCCAUUCAAAAUGGGCAGUGUAUCGAUUCCACCGAGGCCGACAUUAAACUAAUGCGGUACCGCGCGCAUGUGCUGCAUUCGCUUUUGGUCGGAUUCGUGCAGAGACGAUCACAUGAGGUGUUACAAACUGCUCUUCCACAGAAAGAGGAGUACGUCUUACUGCUUCGAAUGUCUUCGUUUCAACGUAAGCUUUACAAUACUUUUAUGAACGAGGUUGUGAGAGUGCAAGCUGUCCCCAAUCCGUUGAAAGCUUUCGCGGUCUGCUGUAAAAUUUGGAACCACCCGGACGUCCUGUAUCACUUCUUGAAGAAGCGCGCCGGUGGCGAGGCCGUCGACAUCGAUCUGGAGGAAGUUUCCAGUAAUUCCACGACCGACAGUUCGGGAAAAUUGAAAAAACACACCAGAAAGGCGGCUACCCCCAAGGGCAGGAAAGGCACAAAACCCGCCGCCUCGGUCACUCCCUACAAUUCCGCCUCCAUCUCGGAUUCGGACGCGAACCAAUCUAAACCCUUCCCCUCGGUCGGACAAAAUUCGAACUCCUUAGAUGCCCCGUUUUCUCCCUCCUCCGACAUGAUGGACAACAGCUUUAACACACAAAACUUCAACAAACAAUUGAAACCCACGUGUUUCCCGCAAGCCGCGACUUCCUUCGCCGAAAAUCGGAAACUAUUCUCCCAAUCUUCGAGCUUCAUUCAGGGCGACGAAAAGUUCUCCCAAAACGCCAACACAUUCCCGCAGCAAAACUUCUGGCGAUCGAAAGACAACGGCGAACCGUACGAGAAUUUUAAACGGUCCUUUCCUCAGUCAAACGACAUGAUCUGCGACAACGCACAAAUGCCCCAGUGGAUUAAAAAGGAGGAGGACAGCAAAUCGAAUUUGAUCAGUUCGAUAAAGGCGGAAGAUAGUAAACCAAAAAUUAACAUAAUAAGCGACAUCAAAAUAGGCGGUUCAUUUUCGAAUCAACUAGGCAAACCUUUGGAUCAUAAGAAAAUCAAUAUCAUAAGCGAUAUUAAGCUCGAUGUUAAAAAGGAGGAGUCGAACGAUGAGAAAUUGGUACCCAGAUUUCCGUUCGACAUUAAAAGUGAGGUUAAGUCAUCCCUUCAUAACUUCAGUUUUCCACCGCGAACUGAGACUCGUACCGAUGACGACGAUGUUAAAAUUAUUUCCGAUAUGCCUCCGCCGGCGAGGGUGAAGGAGGAUGCUCAGGAUGGAAUACCGUAUGAUUGGGCAAUCGAACUGUUACGCGAUUAUGUUCCUGGCUGCAUAGAAAACUCUGGAAAGAUGGAAGUGCUAUUCUGUAUAAUAACGGAAAGUAUCGCCUUAGGAGACCGGCUGUUACUAUUUAGUCAAUCGUUAAUCACUUUAGAUCUAGUAGAACAAUUCCUUCAAACGAACGAAGUUCCUGGUGAGACGGAGAAAUGGUGUAAAAACGUUAAUUAUUACCGCCUAGAUGGAUCGACGAGUGCGUUGGAAAGGGAGAAAUUAAUAAACGAAUUUAAUUCUAAUCCAAAAAUCCAUUUGUUUCUCGUUUCGACAAGAGCUGGCUCUUUGGGUAUUAACUUGGUCGGUGCAAAUCGGGUUGUCGUGCUGGAUGCCUCGUGGAAUCCCUGCCAUGAUACGCAAGCCGUUUGCAGGGUGUAUCGUUACGGGCAAAGGAAACCUUGUUUCGUCUACAGGCUGGUUAUGGAUCACUGCCUCGAGAAGAAGAUUUACGACAGGCAGAUCAAUAAGCAGGGAAUGUCUGAUCGCGUGGUCGACGAGUGUAAUCCGGAUGCGCACUUAACAAUGAAAGAUGUCAGCACUUUAUGUUUCGAUGAUUCUGAAGAGGGAGAAGAAAAAGACUGGUCACAUGUGAAAGAUCGUUACAUAGACAUCGUGCUUCAAAAAGUGUUGGAGCUUUACGGGAAUCGUUUAAAUAAGCCGCCUUUCCAGCACGAAUCUCUACUGGUGGAUAGAAAAGAUAAGCAAUUAUCUCAACAAGAAAAACGGUUCGCCAAAAAAAGUUACGAACGCGAGAAGCAGGCGGCUCGACAACCUGCAUACGGAAUGGCGGCUGCUGGCAGAAGUCACCGGCCGAUUGCGUCAGUGCGACCCAUGCAGCAAGGCGGGGAAAGGUCUACCAGAUGGAUUCCGGCCGAACACUGGCAAAGGCAAGGGAUGACGGCGCAAGAAAUGACGUUGCCCCUUGAUGUGGUCAUCCCUACCAAUCAACCGGAUAAGAGCAACAUAGUAUUAAAGGCGGGUCAAAAGGUUCUCGUACUAAAAUCUCCCAAAGGGGUUUACAUGCAACUGGAAAAUGGCAAAAUCGUAGCGAUUAAAACUGCUAUUAAAGUAAGGGGGAAAGCGGAGGACGAAGUCGAAAAAGCAAUGAAGCCCACUUUCCCGCCAAUUCUAAAGCCGCCGCCCGGAUUGCCGUUAAUGCCGCCGAAACGUAUGGUACGACCCUUCAGUCCCGGCGUGGCUAAGCUCAACAUGAGAAGCGUUCGUCAGGCCGUACCGAACCUUGUAAACCGUAUGCAGACGGCGUCCCGAAAAAUCCAAAUGGCUAAAACGCGUCCCUACCAAAUGGGAGAAGAAUUAGCUCAAACUGCCAACCAACUAAAACUGGAGGAGAAACUUUUACUCGGUAGAAACGAAGAGUUACCUCGCGCGAAAAGCGGCCCCAGAAAUAACGCCUUAUCUCAGGAAAUCGCUCAAAGGUUGCUGAGCGAGGAGAUAACAAUGGAAAGGUACUCUCCUAAGGCGGAGAAGAAAUAUCAAUCGAGAAACGAACCACCUAGUAAUUCAUCGAACGCCGAGUUGCAGAAGCUGAGGAGUAGAUCGCCCAGUUCGACGAUACAGCAGUUAGAACAAUCGACGUCCGCUAUUAUUUCACAAACCUCCAAACGUAUACACGACAUCAAUGAUAUCACUAAUUCAUUUCAAGAGGAUGAAAAACUUCAAUCCUCAUCAGAAACGUCCAGUUUGGCACCUAUAGAUUCCGAUCACUUACAAGAUCUCGAUACGACUGAUGAAGUUGAAGACUUAGACUCUCAUUAUUCCGAGGAACCAUCCAAUCACGCUCCCACAACUUCAACAUCCGCGGAUUUACCGAUACCACCGGAAUCGAUCAAAACCGACAUUCCCAAUCAAGAUUACAAUUACAACGGGUACUACGGCUACAACAUGCAACCGUACCCACCUCCUCCUCCGCCACAAGGCUAUCCCAAUUACCCUCCCCAACCGGCUCCCUACGACUACAACUAUCCUCCCCCUCCUCCGUCCCAGCAGCCGCAGUAUAGCUAUCCCAUGUACCCCUCCGUCUAUCCUCCCCAACCGCAAUAUCCGCCACCGCCGCAGGCGCCGCCGUACGACUACGGACCGCCUCCUCAACAACCUCCGCCGCCAAUGUAUAGUGGAUACCAUUCGCCGUAUCCGCAGCAGUACCCGCAACCGCCGGCGCCGCCCCCCAACAAUCCGUAUACGCCGGUCCAACAGCAGCCUCCUACAUAUCCAGAAUAUCAAUACAACACCGCCGCCCCGCAACAAAAUCCCCAAAAUGCGGCACCUUAUUUUCCUAAUUCUUAAUUUAGUGAUUUUAUUUAUUUUUACCGUCAAGUGUUUGGCAAACAUUUAUCAAUCAUCGGGCAGGUUCACCCUGUGCACGUGUUGUAAAUAACACUCUGUUUAUGUUUUAAAGUAUCGAGCAGACGUGUAGGUGGUAAUAAAUGUACGAAUUAAGCAAACUUAAUGGAAAUUUUCUUGAGUGUAAUAGGUAUAGAUGACUGUUGUAUGUACUGUACACAAUUAGAAUGUGUAUCACGUUUCCUUUAUACUUGUCGAAGUAAGUAUUGCAAUUCGUUUCAGCUAAACUCUGUACCGAUCUUUCUAUGAAUUGUAUAAUUGUAAUUAUUUGAAUUUUUUUAUGAAUAUUUUAAUUAGAAGUUUUAGUGGCAAUUUAUAUUGUAAUUAUGGACUCAUUUAUAUUAAAUU
Molecule: messenger RNA, 6547 nt
Organism: Photinus pyralis (common eastern firefly)
Lineage: Eukaryota; Metazoa; Arthropoda; Insecta; Coleoptera; Lampyridae
Cellular component (GO): nucleus
Molecular function (GO): ATP hydrolysis activity; ATP-dependent chromatin remodeler activity; ATP binding
Source: RefSeq, a predicted model, not a curated record